Messenger RNA from Colletotrichum destructivum, 1802 nucleotides. RefSeq lists its product as uncharacterized. The record is from RefSeq and is a predicted model, not a curated record. NCBI's taxonomy places the organism in Eukaryota, Fungi, Ascomycota, Sordariomycetes, Glomerellales, Glomerellaceae. The transcript has 4 exons. The coding region runs from base 642 to 1370 and encodes 242 amino acids.
CCCCUACGUACCUUAGUUGUCGGCGACCCGCUAGGAUUUCUUCCCAUCUCCACAUCCCGCUUGACGUGAGCUUCUUUUUCGGGUCACCCCCGAUGACGGCGACUGCUGGGGAUGUUGUCAAAAGGUGUAGUGUGCCCUCCCUGACUUGCAGUAUCCCUCGAUUUGUGUUCAGCCUACGACCGGCAACGCCGGGGAUGACCACCCAGUCGACCAACAUCUGCGGGCUCCUAGCCAAUCCAAAGCCACCCCCGGCUCUCCAGGAGCCUGAUCAUCUCCAAUCUCAAGGCUCCGACAUGUCGCAAGCGCGGCUAUCUUGCAUCGGCGCGACGCUCGCCAUGAUAAAUUUGGACUGAGGUUUCUGUCCCCGGAUUUGAGCAAGAUUACGUGCCGUGUCCAGGCAUGGUACUUGGGCGCGUAUCGAGUGUGGACUUUUGUAUUUGUACGCCUGAUAAUCCUCUUUUCGUCAGUUUGUGAGGCAAGAUACCAAUCCAUAUUACCGACUCGGUUCCUUUUCUCUUUUUCUGUUAGGCCCCUUUACUAUUACUGGAAACGCUGCUCCGCGCUCGUUGUUCCUUCUUCGCUGUCUUGUAGUUAUUGGAAUCGACAGUCUUCUUCUUCUCCUUCUCCAUCUUUCCGUUGCCAUGUCUUCCGAGCUCAAGAACGUCUCCCGCACUUCGGACUUUGAAAUCGAUGUCGAAGAGGUCCACGUCUCGGCCCAAGCCCGCGCUAUGAAGGCUGUUGAUGCAGCGAGGGUUAGCUUGACCGCUCUGGCUCUCGUUGCGAGCAUAACGGUCCUCGGCGUCUCGGCAGACGCCCUGGCAGUCUAUGAUGCCACUCACGUUCCCGCCCACUACUUGUUACCGCUGUGGCCAGAUGCCUUCGACCUGCGACCAACAGUAGCACUGGUUGUAGGGAGCUCAAUCCUCAUCAUCGCCAACACAGUGUCCUUGGUAUUCAGCCGGGUUCAAUCUACUAACAUCAAAAAGCUGCGUGGUCAAACUCUCAUUCACAAUUCUCUGGCUGUGGCGACUCCGGCAGUAGGACUAAUAGUGUCCAUCAUUGCUGUUUCCUUCUUCUACAGCAUCAACGCGUCGAUCACGGUCGACACCCUGCAGAGCUGGAGCUGCCGCUGGUCAGAGGUCGCGAUGCUGACGCGGCCACAUUUCGGCACUCUUUGCAAGCAAAGCAAAGUAGGCCUUUACCUGUCCGUUCUGAUCAUCCCGACCGAGGUCAUCAUCCUGGGAGCUGCUGCGUAUCAGACGAUCCUUGAGAGGAACGUCAACAGGACCAACAGGGUAGCCCGGGAGCGACGCAAGUCUGGGAGUCCAGUACCGUCGUCAGUUCGCGACAUCGAAGGAGAACAGCAUUGAAGGGAGUGGAUUGAGGCUUGCAAGAGAUCGUUCGACGUAAAUGUCACCUUGUUGGGCCCUACUGUUCGGAUCGAGCGAAUAGAAUGACGCCGGAAACGGACAUUGGCACCCUCACUGGACAAGAGGUACAAGGAAACGGAUGGGGCCUGACAAACCGGGAGCGCGCUGUACAGAUAUUCGUGCUUUCAGUUCUAACACCGGCCAAUACCAUAAAAUGGAAAUGCCGUUGUCGAUCCAAAUCCAACACACACCUCACAUUUUGGACACUUCCAUCACCAGGCCAGUCGUGGUUUAAGGCCGCAUCCGGCGUCCCUGUCGGAGGCCGACCAAAGUGAAUCGAGCAGCCACCAGGGUAUCACCGCUACAGGUCGCCACUCGAGUCCACGCUGACGAUUCGCUAGCCCAGGGAUUGUCGACCCUGGCCGGUUGCGG